AUGGUAAAGGAUUUAUUGAAGUUGAGACUCCCUCUUUAAAUGUUAUUUAAGGAGGAGCUACUGCUAAACCAUUUAAGACAUUCCAUAAUUCAUUACAUAGAGAUUUAUUCAUGAGAGUUGCUCCAGAAUUAUAUCUUAAAAUGUUAAUCGUAGGUGGAUUAGACAGAGUCUAUGAAAUAGGUAAAAACUUCAGAAAUGAGGGAAUUGAUUAAACUCAUAAUCCUGAAUUCACAGCUAUGGAAUUCUAUUGGGCCUAUUGUGAUUAUAAUGAUCUCAUGACUGUCACUGAAGAAGUCUUGUCAUAAAUUGUGUUAAAAUUGAAGGGAAGCUAUAAAUUCAAAAUUCAUAAGGGUGACAAUCCUACUAUCACACUUACUGAACAUGAUAUCAAAUCUGGUCAUUUUAAAGAAAAAGAGGAGGAUUUUCUUGAACUUGAUUUCACUCCACCUUGGCCAAGAGUUUCGAUGAUGGCUGAGUUGGAGAAGAAGUUAGGUGAAAAAUUACCUGAAGUCUUGGAAAGUGAAGAAGCUAAUGCCUUCUUUAAUGCAUAAGCUAAAAAACAUAAGGUUGAAUGCUCUAAUCCAAGAACUACUGCUAGAUUAAUUGAUAAAUUAGUUGGUCAUUUCUUGGAAGUCAAUUUUAAGAAUCCAACCUUUUUAAUUGAUCACCCAUAAUUAAUGAGUCCAUUGAGCAAAGUUCAUAGGCAAUAUCCAGGCUUAACUGAAAGAUUCGAACUUUUCGUUAAUUAUCAUGAAUUGUGCAAUGCUUAUACAGAAUUGAAUGAUCCAUUUGUUUAAAAAGCACUAUUCCAAAAAUAAGUUGAAGAUGCUGCCAAAGGAGAUGACGAAGCUAUGGGAUAUGAUGAAGGAUUUAUUAAAUCAUUAGAACAUGCUCUCCCACCAACUGCUGGCUGGGGUCUUGGUAUUGACAGAUUUGUAAUGUUGUUAACAGAUACACAAAACAUCUAAGAGGUUCUUCUGUUUCCAGCCAUGAAGCCUGAAAUGACCAUUGAGGAGAUGUAAAAAAUCUAAAAAGAAAAGGAAGAACAAAAACAAAAAUAAUAAUAAUAACAGUAAUAAUAAUAGUUACAAUAACAAUAAUGAAGAUAUUAAAUAAAUAAAAUAUAUA
Paramecium tetraurelia is the source of this 1128-nucleotide messenger RNA. RefSeq lists its product as uncharacterized. The annotation marks the transcript as partial. Gene Ontology annotation, molecular function: ATP binding; tRNA binding; lysine-tRNA ligase activity. Gene Ontology annotation, cellular component: cytosol; cytoplasm. NCBI's taxonomy places the organism in Eukaryota, Ciliophora, Oligohymenophorea, Peniculida, Parameciidae. The transcript has 3 exons. The record is from RefSeq and is a predicted model, not a curated record. Gene Ontology annotation, biological process: lysyl-tRNA aminoacylation.